Messenger RNA from Penicillium cataractarum, 246 nucleotides. RefSeq lists its product as uncharacterized. Bases 1 to 246 code for a protein of 81 amino acids. The transcript has a single exon. Lineage: Eukaryota; Fungi; Ascomycota; Eurotiomycetes; Eurotiales; Aspergillaceae. The record is from RefSeq and is a predicted model, not a curated record.
AUGACAUCGUCGACGACUAAUCCGACAUCGUUUGUCUGCAACGACUCAUCGCCGACUAAGCGACCGGAUCCAGGAUACCACCUACUUCAAACCCUUCCCACGUUGACAUGGCUUUUCUUCCUCGUUGUCCCUCCUGCACGAUCACUGCAACGCCAGCUGGACUCGGCAGAUUCGUAUCACAGCCACUCCACUCUUUCGCAAGGACAACACAUCCAACGCCCGCUGGGCACUAGCCUUCAAGGCUAG